Molecule: messenger RNA, 1206 nt
Organism: Belonocnema kinseyi
Lineage: Eukaryota; Metazoa; Arthropoda; Insecta; Hymenoptera; Cynipidae
Exons: 3
Coding region: 430-864 (144 amino acids)
Source: RefSeq, a predicted model, not a curated record
GGAAAAGCUUGUCUGAUUGCCAAUGUUAAGGAACGUAACAGCUACAAUUCUACUGUAAGCUUUUGAACCACAUCUUUACCGAAUUUCCCAAAGAUUCAGCUUUGUUGCAACCAGAUCUGUGGAAAUCAUGACAUCGUUGGAGGAUAUCGUUAGAAGGAUCUAAUUGAACGUGUGAUGAUCGUGUUCGUCACAUUAAUUUCACCAUAGGCUCGCUGACAUUUCAAUGUAAUAUAAUCUAAUAACAAUAUAUGGAUGAAACUUCGAACCUUUAACGUGAAGUCCAAGCGUCGUAAAUAGAAGGAUGCUUGUGUUCCAUUGAUCCGUUGUGAAAACUAGAGGUCUCAUUAAUGAUGCCCUAGAGGUUAAAAUCUAUUCCACCAACAGGAUUCUUUGCGAUGUCCUAUCAUUACAAGCGAAGGACCAAUUGAAAUGGAAAAAAGUGCCAUUCACACAGCAAAGUAUGCUGACUUUGCUGACAAAAGGUUUGAUUCCUUCAAUGGCAGGAGGAGCACUAUUGAUCCGGCAGUAAAGAAGAAGCCUUUAUCGCAAGUGGUAACUGAUACAAGUCCACAUUUCGAAUUUCGGAAGCAGGCAUUGACGGAAAUGCAAAACAUGCGAUAUGUUUCCAAGGAUAAGAAACUUCCACUUCCAAAUCCUCCAUCCUUCGUGAAUUGGAGGUAUAAUCUUCGUUCUAUGCCAGAAUUAUGGAAAGUUUUGAAAAGUAAAGGCUUUCCGCACAUGAAACCUGGUUACUUAAAUCAGAACACUGUCGAAAAUUUUUUUGGAUCCAACAGAAGCUAUGGUUUGCGCUACAACCAGGCUGUGGACUCUAGUAUAGGAAACCGCGGUCACUUAUAUUUCUGAUACUGUUUUGCGGGCUGGUUAGAUGGCUCUGUCGGUCGUUCCCCCCUUCACGUCGCUCAGGGGCCAUACUUGAAUCUAUCUCUCUCACUCCUUUACUGUUUACCAAAUCACAGCUGUCGAAUGCUUUGAGUGUCUUGUGUUUGUUUGUGGUGUCCAGUGCUGUCAGAAAAAUACUAAAAAUGAGCUUUUUGAGUGAUAAACAGAAGUGUUCAGUUUUAAGCUGUCCAUCAACUCGUCGGGAAAAGUAAAUCAAAUUUGUGAAUCGAAUUUCCGUUAUAUUUUUUAGACUGUUACAAAUCUUCAAAAUCUGAUUUGCAUGGCUUUGAAGAAUCUUUUCAAUCU